Molecule: messenger RNA, 9365 nt
Organism: Nicotiana tabacum (common tobacco)
Lineage: Eukaryota; Viridiplantae; Streptophyta; Magnoliopsida; Solanales; Solanaceae
Source: RefSeq, a predicted model, not a curated record
AUCCAUGGUUCUGCGAGUAUUUCGCAGUUUCCUCGAUGGAACUACAAAGUCUUUCUAAGUUUUAGAGGUGAAGAUACUCGGAAAACAUUUACAGGUCGCCUGUACAAACACUUGGAAAACAUGGGAAUUAAAGCCUUUCAAGAUGACAAAAGGCUAGAGCAUGGCGCAUUGUAUCAAGAACUCUUGAAAGCUAUUGAAGAAUCUCAAGUUGCCCUCAUCAUUUUCUCAAAGAAUUAUGCUACAUCGAGGUGGUGCUUGGAUGAACUAGUGAAGAUCAUGGAUUGCAAGAAUCAGUUUGGACAAAUUGUCAUACCGGUCUUCUAUGAUGUGGAUCCAUCCGAAGUCCGAAACCAGAGGGAGAGCUUUGCAGAAGCCUUUGCCAAACAUGAAUCAAAGUAUAAGGAUGAUGUUGAAGGAAUGCAAAAGGUGCAAAGAUGGAGGACUGCUCUAACUGCUGCCGCAAAUCUAAAAGGAUAUGACACCUGCAAAUUAUGUGACGGGAUUGAAUCAGACUGUAUUCAACACAUUGUUGACCAAAUUUCCAAAUUAUGCAAGAUAGCUUUAUCCCUGCAAGAUGUUGUGGGAAUAAAUACUCAUUUAGAGAAAGUAAAAUCCCUACUAGAGAUAGAAACUAAUGAUGUUCGUAUCCUGGGGAUUUGUGGCAUGGGAGGAGUCGGUAAAACGACAAUAGCAAAAGCCAUUUUUGAUACACUCUCGUAUCAGUUUGAAGCUGCUUGUUUCCUUGCGGAUGUUAAAGAAAAUGAAAAAAGAUAUCAACUGCAUUCUUUACAAAACACUCUUCUCUCUAAAUUGUUAAGAAGCAAAGAUGAUUGCGUCAAUAAUAAGCUUGAAGGGAAGCAGAUGAUUCCGGACAGACUUUGUUCUAAGAAGGUCCUAAUUGUGCUUGAUGACAUAGAUGAUGGAGAACAAUUGGAGUAUUUAGCAGGUGAUCUUAGUUGGUUUGGUAAGGGCACUAGAGUUAUCGUAACAACUAGAGACAAGCAUUUGAUAGGGAAGAAUGAUGUAAUAUAUGAAGUGACUACACUACCUGAUCAUGAAGCUACGCAGUUGUUCAAGCAAUAUGCUUUUAAAGAAGAAGAUCCAGAUGUGUGUUUUGAGAAGCUAAUAUUGGACGUAGUAAGUCAUGCUAAAGGCCUUCCUUUAGCCCUCAAAGUGUGGGGUUCUUCGUUACAUAAGAGGGAUAUAACUGUUUGGAGAAGUGCUAUAGAGCAAACGAAAGUCAAUUCUAAUUCAAAAAUUGUUGAAAAGCUCAAAAUUAGUUAUGAUGGAUUAGAUCCCAUACAACAAGAGAUGUUUCUAGAUAUAGAAUGCUUCUUACGAGGGGAAGGAAAAGAUUACAUCCUACAAAUUCUUGAGAGUUGUCAUAUUGGAGCUGAAUACGGAUUGCGCAUUUUAAUUGACAAAUCUCUUGUGUUCAUCUCUGAAUAUAAUCGGAUUCAAAUGCAUGACUUAAUACAGGAUAUGGGUAAAUAUAUAGUGAACAUGCAAAAAUAUCCGGGGGAACGUAGCAGACUAUGGCUCGCCGAGGAUUUCGAUGAAGUGAUGAUCAACAAUACAAUAAGAGAAGCAAAAGGGACCAAGGCAGUGGAAGCAAUCUGGUUUCGUUAUUUUGAAAAACUGUGCUUUAACAAAGAGGCAAUGAAAAAUAUGAAAAGGCAUAGGAUAUUAUACAUACAUGAGCAGGACGGGCAUUUGCAGAUCCAUGGUGGCUGCAUUGAGUACCUGUCCAACAACUUGCGUUGGUUUGUGUGGGAUCUCUAUCCUUGUGAGUCAUUGCCAACUAAUUUUGAACCCAGAAAGCUUGUUCAUCUUAAUCUCAGUUUCAGUUUAGUGCGUCAUCUAUGGACGGGAACAAAGCAUUUGCCGUCUCUGCGGAAGCUAGAUCUCGGCUUCUCUAAAAGCCUGAUGCAAACACCAGAUUUCACGGGGAUGCCAAAUUUGGAGUAUUUGAAUCUGGAGGAAUGUAGUGAUCUUGAAGAGGUUCAUGGUUCCCUGGGAUGUUCCAGAAAACUCAUCGAGUUACAUUUGUUUCAUUGUAAAAGCGUUAAGAGGUUUCCAUGUGUUAAUGUGGAAUCUCUUGAAUAUCUGGAUCUAUAUGAUUGCUCAAGUUUAGAGAAAUUUCCAGAGAUUCUCGGAAGAAUGAAGCUGGAGUUAGAGAUUGACAUGAGAUACUCUGGGAUAAGGGAACUACCAUCUUCUAUUAUUCAGUACCUAACUCAUACUACCAAGCUAGACUUAAGCUCUUUUAAAAACCUUGUAGCUCUUCCAAGCAGCAUUGGUUUGUUGAAAAGUUUGGUGGAGCUAGAUGUGUCGGGUUGCUCAAAACUUGAAAGCUUUCCAGAAGAGAUAGGAGGUUUAGAAAACUUGGAGGAGCUUGACGCCAAAAAUACUCUAAUUUCAUGUCCUCCGUCUUCCAUAGUGUGCUUGAACAAACUUAAAUCCUUGAAUUUUGGAAAAGAUACUGAAGAAAUGGGGUAUCUAUUGGGUUUCAAAGAUGAAGUGUACUUUAUGUUCCCUCCGGUAGCAGAAGGAUUACACUCAUUGGAAAUUCUGGAUCUCAGUUGCUGCAACUUAACAGAUGGAGGACUUCCGGAAGACAUCGGAUGCUUAUCCUCUUUGAAAAGCUUCGUAGCCCAACUUGUUGCUCUUCGAUCCUUGAACUUAUCAGAUUGCAAGAGGCUUAAAGAUUUGCUGAAUUUCAGGAGGAUGCCAAAUUUGGAGAAGUUGUAUCUGUCAUCUUGUUUGAAUCUUGAAGAGUUGCCAGAUUUCAUGGGGAUGCCAAACUUGGAGACUUUGAAUCUGUCAGCUUGCAAGAGGCUUAAAGAGUUGCCAGGUUUCAUGGGGAUGCCAAGUUUGGAGACAUUGAAUCUGUCAAACUGUGUGAAUCUUGAAGAGGUUCAUCAUUCCCUGGGAUUUUGUAAAAAGCUCCGUAAAUUACAAUUGACUAAUUGUGAACGGCUUAAGAGGUUUCCAGCUCUGUGCAUCGAUUCCCUUAAAUAUCUGUGUCUACGAGAUUGCUCUAUUUUAGAAAAUUUUCCAGAAAUCCUCGGAAGCAUGAAGCUGGAGUUAGAGAUUCACACGAGAGACCGUCGGAUAAGGGAACUAAAUUUGAGAGGUUUCAAAAACCUUGUAACACUUCCGAGCAGCAUUUGCAAGUUGAAAAGCUUGGUGGAGCUAGAUGUGUUAGGAUGCUCAAAACUUGAAACCUUGCCAGAAGAGAUAGGGGAUUUAGAAAACUUGGUGCGGCUUAAUGCCAGAGAUACUCUAAUCUCACAACCUCCGCCUUCCAUUGUCCGGUUGAACAAGCUUAAAUUCUUGAGUUUAGCAAAACAAAAAUCAGAAAAAGGCCUCGAAGAUGGAGUGUACUUUGUGUUUCCUCCCGUUGCUGAAGGAUUACGUUCAUUGGAAAUUCUGAAUCUCAGUUACUGCAAUCUAACAGAUGGAGGACUUCCGGAAGACAUUGGAUGCUUAUCCUCUUUGAAAGUGUUGUAUCUCAGUGGAAAUAAUUUUGAGCAUUUGCCUCGAAGCAUGGCCCAACUUGGCGCUCUUCGGUUCUUGAACUUAACAGAGUGCAAGAGUCUUACACAGCUGCCAGAACUUCCCCCAGAAUUAAAUGAAUUGCAUGUAGAUUGUCAUAUGGCUCUGAACAGUAUCCAUGAUUUAGUAACAAAGAGAAAGAAACUACAGAGGGUGAUAUUCAUGCCACUGUAUGAUAAAGAUGACGCAUAUAAUGAUUCGAUCUAUAAUUUGUUUGCACAUACCCUGUUUCAGAAUGUCUCCUCCUUGCAAAAUGACAUUUCUGCUUCAUAUUCCUUGUCACUAAGAGUAUUUACCAUUGUGCAUCCUGAAAGGAAGAUCCCAAGUUGGUUACAACAUCAGGGUAAGGAUAGAAGUGUAUCAGUCAUUUUGCCUGAAAAUUGGUAUGUAUGUGAUAACUUCUUGGGGUUCGCUGUAUGUUACUCUGGCAGCUUAAUUGACACCACAGUUCACUUGAUUCCCUUAUGUAAUGAUGGCAUGUCAUGGAUGACCCAGGAACUAGAAUUAUCCAACCGUUCAGAAUAUGAUGAGAUGUUGUUGAUGAACGGGGAACUAGAGUUAUCCGACCAUCCAGAACGUGAUGUAGAAUCCACUAUUCAUUUUCUCUUGGUACCUCUUACUGGCUUAUGGGAUACAUCCAAGGCAAAUGGAAAAACACCAAAUGACUAUGGGCAUAUCAGGCUAUCUUUUUCUGGAGAAAUGAAGAAGUUUGGAGUUCGUUUGUUGUAUAAAGAUGAACCAACAGAACAUCGUGUUGGGAUAAGGAGCAGAUAUGACAAUGGUGAACACCAUGGCACCGCGACUGAUGAAGCCAGCUGCUGUCGCAUACUCUGCAAACUGGGAACAUGGUACUUUGGGAACAAAGCCGGUGACACUGCCCAUGAAGAGCAUAUGUUUCCUUUGUUUGUAGCAGAACAACUAGACUCGUGGCCUGAGAAAGAGAUUCGCAAGAGAACUUACUUGGAUGAAUGUUCGCGAAGCAAGAAAGCUGUGCCAAAACGGAUGGAUGAAAGAAGCCUUGGAACUAGUAAUAAGAAGAACAGUAGGAUUAGGCAAAUGCAUCAAACCGCACAAGACUUCGUCUCCUCCGGCGAGAUUCCGCUAUUAACUGAAUCAAUGGCAUCAUCUUCUACUUUUGCGAGUACUUCACAGUUUCCUCGAUGGAACUAUGAUGUCUUUCUAAGCUUUAGAGGUGAAGAUACUCGGAAAACAUUUACGAGUCACCUGUACGAAAUCUUGGAUAUCAGGGGAAUAAAAACCUUUCAAGAUGAUAAAAGGCUAGAGCAUGGCGCAUCCAUUUCAGAUGAACUCUGUAAAGCUAUCGAAGAGUCUCAAUGUGCUGUCAUCAUUUUCUCAAAGAAUUAUGCAACAUCGAGGUGGUGCUUGAAUGAACUAGUGAAGAUCAUGAAUUGCAAGACUCAAUUUGGACAAACUGUAAUACCAGUCUUCUAUGAUGUGGAUCCAUCAUAUGUUCGGAACCAGAGGGAGAGCUUUGCUGAAGCAUUUGCCAAACAUGAAACAAAGUAUAUGGAUGAUGUCGAAGGAAUACAAAGUUGGAGGAUUGCUUUAACUGCAGCGGCCAAUCUCAAAGGCUGUGAUAUUCGUGACAAGACUGAAUCAGACUGUAUUCGACAGAUUGUUGACCGAAUCUCGUCCAAAUUAUGCAAGAUUUCUUUAUCUUAUUUGCAAAACAUUGUUGGAAUAGAUACUCAUUUAAAGGAAAUAGAAUCCUUACUAGGGAUAGGAAUCAAUGAUGUUCGGAUUGUGGGGAUUUGGGGCAUGGGGGGAGUCGGUAAAACGACAAUAGCUAGAGCUAUGUUUGAUACUCUCUUAGUAAAAAGGGAUAGUUCUUAUCAAUUUGAUGGUGCUUGUUUCCUUGCGAAUAUUAAAGAAAACAAACGUGGAAUGCAUUCUCUGCAAAAUAUCCUUCUCUCUGAACUUUUAAAGGAAAAAGCUAAUAACAAUAGUGAGGAGGACGGAAAGCACCAAAUGGCUAGUAGGUUUCGUUCUAAGAAGGUCCUAAUUGUGCUUGAUGACAUAGAUGAUAAAGAUCAUUAUUUGGAGUAUUUAGCAGGUCAUCUUGAUUGGUUUGGUAAUGGCAGUAGAAUUAUUGUAACAACUAGAGACAAGCAUUUGAUAGGGAAGAAUGAUGUAAUAUAUGAAGUGACUGCACUACCUGACCAUGAAUCCAUUCAAUUGUUCUAUCAGCAUGCUUUCAAAAAAGAGGUUCCAAAUGAGCAUUUUAAGGAGCUUUCAUUGGAGGUAGUAAAUUAUGCUAAAGGCCUUCCUUUAGCCCUCAGAGUGUGGGGUUCUUUGCUACAUAACCUAGGCCUAACUGAAUGGAAAAGUGCUAUAGAGCACAUGAAAAAUUACUCUAAUUCUGGAAUUGUUGAUAAGCUCAAAAUUAGUUAUGAUGGAUUAGAGCCCAAACAACAAGAGAUGUUUCUAGAUAUAGCAUGCUUCUUCCGAGGGGCAAAAAAAGAGUAUGCCAUGCAAAUUCUUGAGAGUUGUCAUUGUGCAGCUGAAUACGGAUUGCGUGUCUUAAUUGACAAAUCUCUUGUGUCCAUCAUUGAAAAUGAUCGUAUUCAAAUGCAUGACUUAAUGCAAGAUAUGGGUAAAUAUAUAGUGAACUUGCAAAAGGAUUCGGGGGAAUGCAGCAGGCUAUGGCUCGACGAGGAUUUUGAAGAAGUGAUGAUCAACAAUAAGGGGACCACGAAAAUGGAAGCAAUCUGGUUUCCUUAUUACCAUUGUGGUACAUUACGCUUUAGCAAAGAGGCCAUGAAAAAUAUGAAAAAGCUUAGGAUAUUAAACAUAGAGAGGUCGUGUACCUGUGAUGGUUCUAUUGAGUAUCUGCCCAACAGCUUGCGUUGGUUUGUGUGGAAAUGCUAUCCUUGGGAGUCAUUGCCAGCUGAAUUUGAACCCAAAAAGCUUGUUCAUCUUGCAGUCAAAUCCAGUUCACUAUGUUAUUUAUGGACGGGAACAAAGCAAUUGUCGUCUCUACGGACGCUAGAUCUCAGAUACUCUGAAAGCCUGGUGCGAACGCCAGAUUUCACGGGGAUGCCAAAUUUGGAGUAUUUGAAUCUGGAGGAAUGUUGUGAUCUUGAAGAGGUUCACCAUUCCUUGGGAUUUUGCAGAAAACUCAUUCGGUUAAAUUUGGAGUCUUGUGGACGCCUUAAUUGGUUUCCAUGUGUUAACGUGGAAUCUCUUGAAUAUCUGGAUCUAGAUUUUUGCUGUAGUUUAGAGAAAUUUCCAGAAAUCCAUGGGAGAAUGAAGCCGGAGAUACAGAUUCACAUGAAACGCUCUGGGAUAAGGGAACUACCAUCAUCUAUUAUUCAGUACCAAACUCAUAUUACCUUCCUAGAUUUGAGCGCUAUGAAAAACCUUGUAGCUCUUCCAAGCAGCAUCUGUAGGUUGAAAAGUUUGGUUAGUCUAAAUGUGUCGGGCUGCACAAAACUUGAAAGCUUGCCAGAAGAGAUAGGGGAUUUAGAAAACUUGGAGGAGUUUUGCCANCUUUAUGCAAGGUAUGCUCUAAUUUCACGACCUCCGUCUACCAUCGUACGCUUGAACAAACUUAAAAUCCUGAAGUUUGGAGGCCUCCAAGAUGGAGUGCACUUUGAGUUCCCUCCAGCGGCUGAAGGAUUACGGUCAUUGGAACAUCUGGAUCUCACUUGUUGCAAUCUAAUAGAUGGAGGACUUCCGGAAGACAUUGGAUGCCUAUCUUCUUUGAAAGAAUUGUAUCUCAGUGGAAAUAAUUUUGAGCAUUUGCCUCGAAGUAUAGCCCAACUUGGUGCUCUUCGAAUCUUGAACUUAAGAAAUUGCAAGAGGCUUACACAGCUGCCAGAACUUCCACCAGAAUCAGAUACAAUAUAUGCAGAUUGGAGCAAUGAUUUGAUCUGUAAUUCGUUGUUUCAGAAUAUCUCGUCAGUGCAGCAUGACAUCUCUGCUUCAGAUUCCUUGUCACUAAGAGUAUUUACCAGUGUGCAUCUUGGGAAGAAGCCAAGUUGGUUCCUCUAUCAGGGAACAGAUAGUGGUGUAUCAGUCAAUACGGAUAGUGGUGUGUCAGUCAAUUUGCCUGGAAAUUGGUAUAUACCUGAUAAAUUCUUGGGAUUUGCUGUAUAUUACUCUGGCAGCUUAAUUGGCACCACAGCUCAAUUGAUUCCCGUAUGUGAUGAUGGGAUGUUGUGGAUGACCCAGAAACUUGCCUUAUCCAACCAUUCAGAAUGUGAUACAAAAUAUAAUAUUAAUUUUUUCUUGGUACCUCUUGCUGGCUUAUGGGAUACAUCUAAGGCAAAUGGAAAAACACCAAAUGACUAUGGGCUUAUUAGGCUAUCUUUUUCUGGAGAAGUGAAGAAGUGUGGACUUCGUUUGUUGUAUAAAGAAGAACCUGAGGUUGAGGCCUUGUUACAAAUGAGGGAAAAUAACCAUGAACCAACAGAACAUUCCACUUGGAUAAGGAGGACCCGAUAUAACAAUAGUGAACACGACUUCGUGAUCAAUGAAGCCAGCUGCUCCUCGGGUAAGAAACAAAAGAGUCACAUUUCUAAUAUUCAGGGGAGCUCUGUCUUUGAGAAUCUGCAGCAACAAGUAGAGGGGCCUGUCUCUUCAGAAACUUUGCAGCUCUUUCCUGCAAACCCAGGAUUUUAGCUCAGAUAGAGGAGCUCAUCAAUGGGUGAUGUACAUAUCAACAAUGAGUUUUUGUCUAUUGAUUCUCCAUCUUAACCAUGGUGAGUUAAAGGAUUCCAACAAGUAUAACUUUUUGUGCUCAAAUCAGAACCUGGAAUUGUGAAUGUGGAGAAAGCUGAGUACGAGAUGAAGUUGAGGUUCGUUCUCCCUCGUGAUCUCUCAGGCCAGGAAGUGAUUUAUGUAAUUAGAGAACCUAAGACUAUCAUCUGUAACCACCUUUUAGUAGGUGGAUUUCGUUCCAAAAGUUAAUUACCCUGUGAAUAAUGAUCAUUGGAGUGAUGAAAGAUGUUAUCCAAAUAGUAUUGAAUGGAUCGGCGGAAGUUUCUCCUGACUUGUGAAUGAUGCUGUAAGAUGGAUUCUAACUAAUGCAAUUUUGGAUAAACUGACGAAAUUGAUGUUAGGUUUUGGUGGCUUGUGAUUCCCCAUGAUAGCCAGUGUAUUACCUUUCAUUCGUUGAAGAGUUUUAGAAUUGCAAUCUCAACAUGUCAGUGCGCUUCCCUCGGGACAUGUGAAAGGUGUCUUGCAGAUAAGCUGUUCUUAAACCAGUCCAUCAAAAUUGCAGUCUUUAUACACUAGCGAUGAAAGGCAAUAUGUUUCUCUGCAAUUUGAGAAAAUGCCUAAAAAUCUACUAGAGGAAGCAAGUAUAUCUUUUUUCAGCCUCGAGGAUCUGUCAUGAGCAAUGGAAAUUACAAACAGAACAUGAGUAAGCUUCAGAUGUGACAUUCAAAGAUGACCUUAUGCCAAGUUCAACAGCUUUGUUGAAAAUGCAAGUUCUGGCUCAGAGAUAAAAACAGAUUUCGAGUAUCCUUGUCUCACUCCUAAACUGGAUAAACAUACAGAGACCUGAUCCUAGCAGUUUUUUCCAUUUGCAAUGUUAUGUAAUUAUGCAGGAAAAACAGUUCCAGGUGGUUGCAUUUCAUCAGUUAGUUAAUUUUACUGGGGUUUGGUAGGGUGAAUUAGUUUGGCAGGGUGAAUUCUUUGACGCAUAAUAGUUGCAAGAAAACUCAGGCUGCUUCGAGUUUUGCCUGACAAGUGCAGAUGAAAAGCUUUUGAGAAAGCAUAUGUACAUGUAAAAGAAAACUCAGGUUGCGGCCAAACUGCAUAAAGAAAGGAAACUUUUUUCA